This is a messenger RNA of Stylophora pistillata, 2691 nucleotides long. Its product is annotated as octopamine receptor 1. Gene Ontology annotation, molecular function: G protein-coupled receptor activity. Gene Ontology annotation, cellular component: membrane. The record is from RefSeq and is a predicted model, not a curated record. Lineage: Eukaryota; Metazoa; Cnidaria; Anthozoa; Scleractinia; Pocilloporidae. Gene Ontology annotation, biological process: G protein-coupled receptor signaling pathway.
UGUUUUUAAUAUCUAAACUUUGCUCAUGUCCUCACAAAUGACAUUUCUUAACUUUGUCUUUUCAGGAAAGUUACCUGAUUAUGGAGUCACUGAACGAGUCUUCUUCGCGCAAAUAAGUCUUAGACUACCUUUAGAGACACUGCGCUUGGCAAAAUUCAAUUAACGCAAAAAUAGCUUGUGUCUCAUGUUUAUGCAUUAUAGUAUGUGGAAAAUAUUUGGAUGAAUCUCCGUCCAAGCGUGAACGGGUUCUUAGUCGCUGAAACGCGUUGAAGUAUGUUUAUACCCAAGAGGGGUACAACAUGGUAGACUCUUUGCUAAAUGAUUCUCUUGCAGACCCUAUUAACGAUGUUUCGACUCAGGAUCCUCGAUCAAGAGCUGGCGUAUUCCUUCAAGCCGCCUCUAUGGUGAUUAUAAUACUUGUUGCGUUGGGGGGCAAUCUACUCAUUCUAGCGGCCAUUUACAUUGACAAAACUCUGCAAACAAUUACGAACGUGUUCAUAAUCAAUCUAGCCUGCGCCGAUCUGUUACUCACUAUGAUCGGGAUGCCUUUUACUCUCGCUUCAUCCAUCACGUAUGAUUGGAUCUUCGGGAACAAAUGGUGUAAGGUCAAUGGUAUGGCCAACUCUUUGUUUUGUAUCGCUUCGAUUCUCACGCUGGCAGCGGUGUCAAUUGACCGAUACUGUGCAAUUCUCUAUCCUUUCAAGUACGGUACGUGGAUAACGAACAAGGUUGCUGCUGGAAUGAUUACUUAUAUAUGGUUCCAUGCCUUACUUAUGGCUUGCCUUCCACUCACCGACUGGACACAGUACACUUUUAUACGAUCCGAGUCUAUCUGCACUGUUGAGUGGGGCUACAGUAUUUCUUACACAAUAUUCUUAUUUUCCGUGUGCUUUUUCUUGCCACUUGCCGUGAUGAUGGUAACAUAUUUAAAGAUAUUUCGCACAGCCAAGAUGCAAUCGAGGAGAGUUGUUCCAGUUACGGGUUCAAUUGGAGUGAAGGGGGAAGCCAGCUCAAGUGAAUACUCUGGUUUGCGAGGCGAUAGUCAAUCGCAUUUGAACUCUUCAUCAAUAGACCCAUUUUCUAUUUUAUCAGUCAAGAAUCAGGGUAAAAAUCAGAGUUCGCUAAACAGCGACAUGUACGACGAAAAAUUAAUAUCAGGUCGUCAAACACCGGGAAUAAUUUACAAUGAACGAAACGAGGUCACGGCAUCAUCAUUUAAAAUGACAAAUACUGACGAUCAACCCACUAAGGACUCUGGUUAUGAAGAGGGGGGUUCGACGAGUUACUUAAAACCAAGGAGAAUUUCGAGUGAAUAUGGAAGCUUAGGAAGGGAAAGCGUUUUGAAUAGCAGUUGUGAAAGUAUACAAGAUUCAGUUAUCGCUUCGAACGAACCAAUCUGUUGCAACAUACACGAUCGACAGUGUGCGUCAACUCUAUUAGACAGAACGUACGUGGACAUGCUGCCUCCAAAAACAAAUACUAACAUCUUGAAAAGAAAAACUGGCGCCAUUUAUUUACCUCCUCUUCAAAAUGUGAAAGGAAAAGAGGAAAUGAAGGCAAUUAUGCAACAUUUUAAUCAACCUCGAGCGGAUUUAGGAAAUUUAAACAAUUGCCAGUCAAGUGUAAACGAAUCAACAAAGGACAAUGACGUAAAUAAUAUGAACGAAUACCCUUCUUAUCCUAUGAAGAACGUUGAUAACUUAGAAAUAAGAACGUCUUGCCGGUCAAACAGCCUUUCAGUCGGGGCAAUUGUACAACCGCGACAGACGAAAGCCCAUAGUGUCUCAGAUUUUCCCAGACAAUCGUCGCAAAUUCCUGUAGUUGUUUCUCAAUCUGCAUCACACAGUUCGUUUGCUUUCUCAUCAAAAAGUUGUCAAGAGGGCGGCAGAGCUUCUCCCGCGACGCGUAGAAAGAAGCUUUCAACUGUUUCGAUCUCCACUCUAAAGAACUUUGCGGGUCCAAACGCAUUUAGAGCAUUCAGCAAAUCAAAACUUGCGCUUGAUAAACUUCGGAAAAGGAAGGACGUACAAGCCCGAGCGAAAAUGCGACGUGAAACCAAAGCUGCUAAGACUUUAUUGAUUGUAGUGGGCACGUUCGUGUUGUGCUGGACACCUCACUUUAUAGGAAUAUUUUGCCUUUUAUUCGAAGACUGUUCGUGGCCGGACGAAUUCUUUGCUAUCACAACUUGGCUCGCAAUGUUGAACUCUGCCUGCAAUCCUGUUAUUUAUGGAGUAAUGAGUCGGCAUUUUAGGAAGCGAUUCAAACAGAUUCUACAGUGUAAGAGAGGAUUCUUUUGAAAGCUUCCUACACAGCAUGUACGAGUAAGGAUGACACUUGCAUAUAAGAAAUUCACUACAGGCAACUGCCAUUAGCUGAAUUGUUGGAAUGAGCAUUCAACUGAAAGUUGAUGGAAAUGUUCACCGGAGAGUUGUUGAACGAUGCAUUGGUGAACAGUCCACCCAGAACUCUUGCUGUUAGACCAUCACUACCGUUAUUAUUGCCGACUACAGAUGGAAGUGCAAGGCUGUUGACAUUAAUUUUUCGCAAAGCUUAAAGUGCGUGGACCGCCGCUGGCGUUGGCAGCUGUGACAGUAGUUAGAUUAAGCACCGCGAAAACGACGAACGCUGAACGUCUGCUGGCCGUUUGUCGUUUGCCGUUCCGUCCGCGAUGUUCGUCUGUUUAAGCUUCCC